AUGACUUGCACCUCAACCCACUACGAAAUUCUUGGUCUCCCCGAAGCCAUUCGCCAUGAAUCACACAUUCCGGCGCAAACCUUGAAGAGUGCCUAUCGGAGGGCUCUGCUUCACAACCAUCCCGAUAAAUCGCAAGUCCAAAACAAGGCGUCUUUACACGCUAGAACCAGCAUAUACUCCAUAGACCAAAUAUCCGAAGCGUUUCAGAUUCUUUCGAAUUCUCGCUCUCGAGCCACGUACGACAGAGAAUUGAAGUUACAAUGCGGGUUUGCAAAUACAAAGGACGGAAAGGGAGGGCAAGCUUUUCGUACGGGUGUUGAGACUGUAGAUUUGGAUGAUCUGGAGGUCGACGAUGCCCCGAAUUUAUGGUACAGGAGCUGCAGAUGUGGGGACGAACGCGGGUUCCUCAUCGCAGAGUCGGAUCUAGAAGAAGCUGCAGAGGACGGCGAGGUCAAUGUUGGGUGCCGAGGAUGCAGUCUCUGGCUAAAGGUGCUUUUUGGAGUUAUCGAGGAGUGA
This is a messenger RNA of Hymenoscyphus albidus, 516 nucleotides long. The record is from the annotation of a GenBank genome assembly. Lineage: Eukaryota; Fungi; Ascomycota; Leotiomycetes; Helotiales; Helotiaceae.